This is a messenger RNA of Micromonas pusilla CCMP1545, 2788 nucleotides long. It is a transcript of the gene DPE1, whose product is annotated as glycoside hydrolase family 77 protein. Bases 35 to 1843 code for a protein of 602 amino acids. Gene Ontology annotation, molecular function: 4-alpha-glucanotransferase activity. Gene Ontology annotation, biological process: carbohydrate metabolic process. The transcript has 2 exons. The record is from RefSeq and is a predicted model, not a curated record. NCBI's taxonomy places the organism in Eukaryota, Viridiplantae, Chlorophyta, Mamiellophyceae, Mamiellales, Mamiellaceae.
CGGCCAGGAACACGCACAAACAAGAACCGAAACUAUGUCAUUUGCGCACUCGCAUCAAAUAAACUUCCUUCCGAACGUUCCUCGCACGCUCUCCGCGAAUAGAACACGCCGGAGAGUCGCGCACACUGCGGCAAAGAUAGGAGAACCUGUCGAACGAGGGUACAUCGAUUCACUGCCCCCAGAUCGAGCUGCACGACGUGCAGGAAUAAUUAUGCACCCAACCUCCCUUCCUGGACGGUACGGCAUCGGUGACAUGGGACGUGAAGCAUAUGCCUUCGUCGACUGGCUUGCUAGCGCUAAGAUGCAGAUUUGGCAAGUGCUUCCACUCGUUCCACCUGGACGUCCAAUUCCUGGUAUCAGAGAGGACUAUUGGUCUCCGUACUCUGGGCGUGAUGCACACUGUGGCAACACACUAAUCAUCUCCCUGGACGAGCUAGUCAAGGAAGGGCUGCUCGCGAGUGGAGAGCUCCCCGAGGAAUCCAGCUUACUGAGCAACGUAGACUUUCAAAAAGUAGCGGAAGUUAACGAACCUCUGAUCUCGAUUGCUGCCAGACGUCUCCUAAAUAAACCAAACACUGACCCAAUGAAACUGGCUUUCAAUGAGUGGCGCGUCCGCCUUGAGAUCAGCUCGUGGUUGAAUGAGGCUGCUCUUUUUGAUGCAAUUUGUCACGAACCUGACAAUAUUGGAAAGGAUUGGUGGGACUGGCCUGACGCUUUUCGUCGGCGAGAACCUGCAGCCCUUGAGGCAAAACGCGCAGCUUCUGCUGCAUACAUUGACGAAUUUUGCGCUACACAGUUUAUUUUCGACAGACAAUGGUUAGCGCUUAAAAACUAUGCAAAUCUGAAAGGUAUUUCUAUCGUUGGAGAUAUGCCUAUCUAUGUUGGUGGCCAUUCUGCUGAUGUUUGGGCAAACCAAGCACUUUUUUCGCUAGGACCAGAUUGCAAGCCUUUAGCCGUUGCUGGAGUACCCCCAGAUGCGUUUAGCGAGGAUGGUCAGCUUUGGGGAAGUCCCCUUUACGACUGGCCGAUGCACGAUGCGCAUGGUUAUAAAUGGUGGGCUGGUCGCCUCGGAAGGGCUCUAGAACUUCAUGAUGAAGUGCGCAUUGAUCAUUUUAGAGCUUUUGCUGCUUACUGGUCAGUUCCAGCAGAUGCCAAGACGGCAAAGAGUGGCGAAUGGAUUGUAGGUCCAGGGGAAAAGUUCUUCAAAGGCAUCAAAGAUGCACUCGGUGAUGCCCCCAUCGUUGCAGAAGAUCUUGGUGUUAUUACCAAGGACGUCGUCGAACUCCGGGAAGCUAUUGGUGCGCCUGGCAUGGUUGUAUUGCAGUUUGCUUGGGGUGGAGAUGGGCAUUCCCCGCAUUUGCCGCACAACCACUAUGAAAACUCAUUCUGCUAUCCCGGUACACAUGACAACGAGACAACCCAAGGUUGGUAUGAACAACUAGAUGACACCACAAAACUCUUCCUGUCCUCUUAUGCUGGCAUUACUGAAACAGAGGGGGCUGCCUGGGGUUUUAUCCGGCUAAGCAUGUCAAGCGCGAGCAAGUCCUGUGUUUUUACGAUGCAAGAUGUCCUCGGUCUCGAUAAUACUGCUAGGAUGAAUACCCCAGGUGUAGCUCGCGGAAAUUGGGCGUGGCGUGUUCACUCACCAGAAAUAUUUGCCAUUAAUGGUGUUGAAGCAAUGAAACUUUCUAAGCUCGCAUACUUGUACGCCCGUGUUGCUGAAAGUGGGCCGCAAGCCUCAGAAAAGAGGUCAGAGAAUGAAAAAGGGGUGCCAGAUAAUGCUGCAGAUAAGGUAGCGACAGAUUUGAAAGCUCGAAUGAGAAUCUUUUUGGAUUUGCUUUGAGGUAGUAGUAUUUGUUUCUCUAUAUUCAGAGGAGAUCGACAGCCUAAUCAUGUAACUUGGGUUGAUACUGCUGCGUGGUUCGCUGAAUUCGCGAAGUAAUUACACUUUGAUUUAUUUGAUUUAUUUUCUGAAGUGAACUUCAACAUGCUUAUUCAACUCUAAAAGAACAUAAGCGCGCGCACAUGCCUGUAGCCUCUUUGUGUCCAUUGUCAGACAAUCAAUCAACCGGAAAUGAUCCGCCUCGAGAACCCUGGAAUAACUGACGUUUUGCUCUGAUACGGUGUUUUUUUGGCAAAACAAUGUUCUGCAACUGAUAUUCUUUGUGGUUUCUGGAAGCUCUGAACAAAAGCAAGCUUUUUCCAAUUACAAAAGAAUGCUCCUCAAGUUCUCGAGUUACAAAAGACUUCUUCGAUGUUUGAUCAGAGCCUAUAGGUUUUAGUUGUAAAUAGCUUGGUCGAAUCUGUACGUUUCUUUGCACCGUUUUUUUGUAAAGAACAUAUUCCAGGUGUUCAUGCACGCAUCCGGAACCACUCCCAAGUAGCAAGUUUCUACAUUUUUUGGCAGCAUACAAUACAAAUGGCUCUUCAGAGAGCAAUUGGCGUCUGUCAAACGGAUAAUGCGCUUUAAUCGAGGUUUGCAGUGAUGCUUCAAUCGAAUUUCCUUGGGCAGGCGGUGUUCCAGGAUUGAGCAGUGCUGAACUUCCCAACGUUCUACACAAGUAUAUCAACCCUGAAAAAGGAGAAGUUUCAUCUGGCACUUUUCUCAAGUGAUUUCUCUCUGGAAUAUAAAUAGGUCCAGUUUCGUCAGUAUGACCCCAAAUUACUGGUAAGCCAUACAAAAACGGUUCGAACUUGCAAACAGAAACUCUGCUAAGCAACUCUGAAGACAAAAAUGGCAUGAUAUUUAGUGACUGGGUCACACGCCAGUGGUAGUCAAACAACUCCC